AUGACAGCACUGCUGGCUGGAACGAACUUGUCUACCGGCGGCGACGACGAGGAGGACGAACAGGACCAGGGCGGCGGCGGUGAGAACACGGGGCGCGAGUGCCGUGCCCCACGUGCGCCACCGGGUUAUGAAGAACUGUCGUCUCACUUCGGCGCCCUGGAAGUGGCAGCAGAGGACAGCAGUGGCAACGGAGACGCGGCGUUCUACCUAACGAAAGCGAAGAUGUCGACGAUCGUAGCGCAUUCCGCUAGGCGGGUGCGCCAGACAUUAGAGGAUUUGUCGCGACGUAGAGUUCAUGGUUGUUUCUUUUUCUUGCGGUUCGCUUCCUGUCGUGUACUUGUAGUUUUUAUUUUGUUCUCUUGCAACAUCGAAGCGGGUACGCCAGGCAGACACUCCAGUGUCGCGACGUAGUUUGGGGAGGAGAUACAACUGUAGUGCAGCAGUAUUAAAUUGUUGUUUUCUUGCAGUGCGCUUCCUGUCGUGUUUCUUUUUCUGUUUGGUCUUUUGCAUCUUGCAACAUCCAAGGAGGGGCUCCAGGGCUGAGAUAUAGCUACGUCCACUUGGUACGAACGGGAGCCUUA
Messenger RNA from Ectocarpus sp. CCAP 1310/34, 581 nucleotides. The record is from the annotation of a GenBank genome assembly. NCBI's taxonomy places the organism in Eukaryota, Phaeophyceae, Ectocarpales, Ectocarpaceae.